CAUUUUGGACUACUGUCGUAAAAAAGAUUGGAGCAAAUUUCGAGGGAAAACGUUAGCGAGACGACGGACGAGGUUCCCUGCAGCUUGUGCGCACUUGUCGCCGCACAUCUUCGCGUGGGUUGCUAGUUUGAAGACAAGCUCAUCUCAGCGAACUUUGAGGCUUCUCUGGUUAGCUUAGCUUGCUAGCUGCUAACAAAGACGCUUGAAGUGAUCAACGCAUCGCCAAGCGGAGAUCGGGUGUGAGUGUAAAGUGUCGCGAUCGUGUGAAAAUGUGUCCAAAUGUCCAAAUGCUGAGAGCGUUGGUGAACCAGCGACUAGCUUUGGCUGUGGAAGAAAUAUUUGUAGUGUUGGAAAGAACCAUAGCAGAGUACGAGGAGGAACUUUGUCGAACAAAAGAGGAGAACGAGCGACAACGUCAACUACUGGACGCUGUUUCCAAGAGGUACCACCUAGCAGACGUCGCUGAGGAACAUCUUCCCUCUGAGCAGCAGGACCGGCGCUCCAGGGUGGGGCGGGAGGAGCCCCGGCCCCCCCACAUUAAAGAGGAAGAGGAGGACCACAGCAUCAGCCAGCAGGGAGAGCAUCCUGAAGAACCGGAGGAGUUCCCAGUGAUUGGCGUCGUCGUGAAGAGUGAAGACGAUGAAGGUGAAAGUGAGGAGAAGAGAGAGGCGGAGCCUCCGAUGAGCAGCUCAACUCAACACAUGACAACAGAAGCCGAUGGAGACCACUGUGGAGGAUCACCAGCAGACAAGCUCUUAGCUCCACUAUCAGAUAGCGAGCACACGACGUCACACUCUCCUGACACUGAUGAUGAUGAUGAUGAAGACUCCAAAGCGGAGGCGGCGUCUCACGAUGAAAGCAAGCGCUUUAAAUGCUCUCAGUGUGACAAGACCUUCAAUUACCGCAGCAAUAUGAAAAUACACAUGAGGACGCACACAGGAGAGAAACCAUACAUGUGCUCAGUUUGCGGUAAAACGUUUGCUCACAAGGGAAAUUUGACAACGCACACGAGAAUGCACACCGGAGAAAAACCGUUUGUGUGCUCGGUUUGUGGCAAAAGAUUCUUUCAGCAGUCCAAUCUGAUAUCGCACACGAGAAAACACCGAGAGCGAGAGAAAGCGUUCACCUGCUCCGUGUGCGGUACCGGCUUUGUCCGUAAAGUGGACUUGAAAAUACACACAAGAAUACACACCGGAGAGAAACCUUUUACAUGCUCGGUGUGCGGUACAGGGUUUGUCCGUAAAGUGGACUUGAAAAUACACACAACGGUACACACCGGGGAGAAACCUUUCACAUGUUCGGUGUGCGGCAUAGGUUUUGUACGAAAUCAGCAUUUAAAAAUACACAUGAGAACGCACACUGGGGAAAAACCGUACGCCUGCUCCGUCUGCAACAAAAGCUUUUGUCAACGAGCGCAUCUUGUCACACACAUGAGGACACACACCGGAGAGAAAGUGCUGAGUUGCAGCGUGUGUGAUGAACGAUUCUCUUAUAAGUACCAGCUGAACAACCACACGUGCGCUGGCGGGAACAGCAGCAGGAAGUGAAGCUGCACCGCUUCCUGCUGGGGGGGAACAGCAGCAGGAAGUGAAGCUGCACCCCUUCCGAUAGACGGUAAUGUUGACGUUCCAACAGUAUCACAUAUGACGUGUGGAGAACGUCUUCAAUGCUGGGGCCGUUUCAAUCAGGGGCGGGGCCAUUUCAUCAGAUGUCUUAAAUAUGCUAACAAGGUAUGACUGAAUACUUAUAGAACAAACUAAUAACAAGAAUCCGAUUAUUCAUAUCAACGUCUCCUAAUAUGUCAACUUUCCUUUCAAUAUAACUUCUUUAUAUUAUGAUUUCAUUACAAACUUGUUCAAAACAAAAAUGCAAAUGUUUUUAAUAUUUUUUUAAUAAUAUUUCUAUAUUUUUGUUAUGCUACGAUACAACAUUUUCCCUAAGUUUGGUGAAAUGUUCUUAUUGGAUUGGAACUUUUUUCCCUAAAUAUUCUGAGUUUGUUCUUGUCGUCAUUCUUGCUGUUUGUGUUGAGUAUUCUUCUAAUGUGCUCCAAAAGCCACCAUGGACAGCGACUGGCCACAGUGAAGCAGCGUAGUGGGCGUGGCGUGUCCACCGUACUCGAACAGCAGUCCGUGUGGAGAUGUAUCCUUAGUGUGGCGUCAAUAAACACGGAAAAUGGAUCCUA
Doryrhamphus excisus (bluestripe pipefish) is the source of this 2182-nucleotide messenger RNA. RefSeq lists its product as uncharacterized. Lineage: Eukaryota; Metazoa; Chordata; Actinopteri; Syngnathiformes; Syngnathidae. The record is from RefSeq and is a predicted model, not a curated record.